Molecule: messenger RNA, 2681 nt
Organism: Equus quagga
Lineage: Eukaryota; Metazoa; Chordata; Mammalia; Perissodactyla; Equidae
Gene: FAM161A
Product: FAM161 centrosomal protein A
Exons: 7
Coding region: 71-2242 (723 amino acids)
Biological process (GO): cilium organization
Cellular component (GO): ciliary basal body; cilium; photoreceptor connecting cilium
Source: RefSeq, a predicted model, not a curated record
GGUCGCCUGAGGCCGCGCCAGCUUCCCCUCCCCGGGUCAGCGCGGGCGCUCAGGCCUGGGCGGCGAGGUGAUGGCCGCCUCGCACCGAGCGGGAAAGCUGCUGGCCUCCAGUUUCCAAACCCCGGACCGCGGGGUAAAUCGCAACACCGGAGCGCGGGUCGCCCAAUACGAACGCCAAGACCCCUCAGAGGCCCUGGCGGCGGCGGCGGCGGCCUUGGAAGAGGAGGGAGAAGAAGAGGAAGAGGAAGAGGAGGAGGAGGCGGUGCAGCCGGCGCGAGCGCCGGCUGAUUUUAGCACCAACGUUUCUGGGGUGGAUGAACAAGCACGUGUAAGCUGUGAGGACUUUGUGGACUUUUCUGAUAUUUUCCACUCUAAUGAAGAAUAUUUCAGGAAACUAGAAGAGCUGAAGGCUGCCCACAUGGAAACUAUGGCAAAGUUAGAGAAAAUGUACCAGAAUAAAUUAAAUUUAAAGGAGGUUCAGCCAAUGAUCAUCAGAGAAGAAGAUUCUAGUGUCUCUUCCGGGUCUGUAUCAGAAGAGAACUAUCAUCCUGUCUCAUUAAUGACAUCGCCUUCAGAGCCUGAUUUAGGUCAGUCUUCCUCCGUGGUUAUGUCUUCCUCUGAAGACGAGUUGCCCAACUUAGAAAAAGAGUAUCCUAAGAAAAACAGAAUGAUGACCUAUGCUAAGGAGCUCAUCAACAACAUGUGGACAGACUUUUCUGUUGAAGAUUAUAUUCAGUGUAAAGAUGCUGACUUCCCAGCAGUUGAAAAAGCAAAGAAGAAACCAAAAGAAUGGGUGCCAAAGAUUACAGUACCUGAGCCUUUUCAAAUGAUGGUUAGAGAGCAGAAGAAAAAAGAGAACAUGAAAUCUAGAUCAGAUAUUGAAAUGGUAGACAAACUGCUCAAAAAACAAGAUGAUGAUUCAGAGUGUAAGAAAAAAUUCCGAGCUAAUCCAGUUCCCGAAUUUGUCUUUUCUCCCCUUUACUGCGAUAUAGUCAAGCAAAAUGAAGAACGGAGGAGGUCUAUGAAGGAGAAGAACAAAGAAGCUCUUUUGGCGUCACAAAAGCCAUUUAAGUUUAUGGCAAGAGAGGAACAGAAGCGAGCAAUUCGGGAAAAGCAGCUGAGAGACUUUGUUAAGUCUAAAAAGAAAACAAAUCGAUUUAAAGCCAGACCAAUACCUCGAUCUACUUAUGGUUCAACUACCAAUGACAAGUUAAAGGAAGGAGAGCUCUGUAGAAACAUUAGGAUGCAGCUGAGAGCCCAAGAGCUUUUACAGAAUUCAUCCACUCUGCCUCGUAGGCCAGCUGGUAGAAGUUUUGCUACAAGGAAGCCCAAGUAUCCUGAACAGCCUGAAAAGUUGAAGUGUAAAUGCAAGUUGAGGUGCCAGACUGCUGAUUUGGAAAACCUUCCUGAGAGAUACCUCUCACAACAGAAGUAUCCAAAACUCCUAACAGCCUCUAAACCAUCUGAUCUUCAAGCAGCCAGCUCACAUGCAUCCACUAAAAGAGAGAAAAUUUUGGCAGACAUUGAAGCAGAUGAAGAAAAUUUAAAAGAAACGCGUUGGCCUUAUCUGUCUCCAAGGCGCAAGUUACCAGUAAGAAAUGCAAGUGCAAGGCCUGUGCCUUGUAACGGCAGCCCUGUGGUGCCCACAGUGUCUUCCAGAGGAAGAGAACAAGCCACAAGGAGAUCACUUGAGGAAAAGAAAAUGUUGGAAGAAGAGAGAAAUCGGAUCCUAACUAAGCAGAAGCAAAGAAUGAAAGAAUUGCAGAAACUCCUGACGACUCGAGCUAAGGCUUAUGACUCACAUCAAAGUUUAGCUCAAAUGUCUAAAUCCAGAGUAAAAUCUCUGAGAAAGAGUGAAAAGGAAAGGAUGAGAGAAUACCGACGAGAACUAGAAGAAAGAGAAGAAAAAUUAAAAAACAGGCCACUACUCUUUGAAAGAGUUGCUCAGAAAAAUGCAAGAAUGGCAGCAGAAAAGCAAUACUCUAACACCCUAAAAGCACUAGGAAUAUCUGAUGAGUUUGUUUCAAAGAAAGGCCAAAGUGGAAAAAUAUUUGAGUUCCUCACCGAUCAAGAGAUGAAAAGUUUCACUGAAGAAAAAGAAAGCUUUAAUGGAGAAGAAAAACUAGAAGAAAGAGAGAAUGAGGAAGAAAAUUAUUUUAUUGAUACCAACAGCCAGGAUUCUUGCAAGGAAAAAGAUGAAGCUGAUGAAGAGAGUGGAGAAGAAAAAUCUGUUGAUGAAUAAAACAGAAUCAGCAGGGCCUCCUCUCUGUGCCACACUGGUGUUUGCAGCCUCGGUGUCAGCAGCCGCGCGUGUGGUGUUAAGAAUGUCGAUGGGAACCCCUCCCAUAUGUGCAGGGCACUGAAGCAAAAUCCUCCAUCGCCUGAAAGGGCCGAAUCCAGCUCAUUGGUCAUUUGGUCAGUUAGACUAGGCUUUGCCUAUUCAGCGUUUUUAAUUGCUGCAUAUUGUCUGUUUGCAACUUUGAUCUUACUUGUAUUUUUAAAAAGCGUUUUUGAAUCACAGCUGUCACAAACUGAUUAAUUAUAAAAAUAUACAUUACUUCAUUAUUUUUGGUGGAAAAAAAUGGCUUAGCAUUGAGGGCAGAGAGAGGUAUUGGCCUUUUGUGAUUUGUUUGAAAAAAUUUCUCUGGAAAGCAGGAAUCAAUAAAUAUUUUAAAAUUAGA